GCUUUGUUGUAUUGCCUCAGUAUUACUGGAUACAUUCGGAAGUAUCUUGAACAAUUUCUUUUGUGACGAAUAGACAUGGACAUCCAGACACUUACGAAUCUCUUCGCGACGACCUAUGACCCAAAUCCGAAUGCCAGGAAGGCUGGGGAGCUCGAAAUCCGCAAAGUCGGGAGCCAAGAGGGCAUGGUGACCGCAGUCAUGCAUAUUAUCGGCAAUGAUAGCGUGGAGAUAGCAACACGCCAGGCAGCUUCUGUCUAUCUGAAAAAUCGCGUCCACAAGUCGUACGCUGUCGAGCCCCCACGGCAACGGCCAGAUCAGAUACCUAUACCCCAAUCUGAUCGCGAUGCUCUCAAAUCGAGCAUCUUCCCCUUGAUUGUUUCGUCCCCGUCAAAGAGCAUUUCAGUACAGCUAGCAAGUACGCUGCGCACAUUAAUUUCCCAUGACUUUCCUGAAAAAUGGCCCAACCUCAUGGACACAAUCAAGACUCUUCUCGCGAGCAACAACGUGCAUGAAGUCACUGCAGGUUGCACUGCUAUCCUGGAGGUCAUAAAGGUGUAUCGCUAUCGUCAAGGUUCUGAAACUCUUGAGAAAGUUGUAAAUGAGACAUUCCCCCAACUCGUAAACAUUGGUUUGCAAUUACUGGCAACUCCUCCUUCUGGACCGUCACAGGAUGUGCCAACGAUUCUGCAUUUCAUUCUCAAGACUUAUCGAGGCAGUAUCAUCCUUCAGCUAAGCAAACACCAACAGGGCCACGAUAGCAUUGUUCCUUGGGGACGACUCCUCUUCCAAAUUGUCAAUCUGCAGGUUCCGAACGAAGGUGUUCCAGAAAACGAAGACGAUCGCGAGAAAUGUGAAUGGUGGAAAGCGAAGAAAUGGGCUUAUAGCGUUCUCGGACGCUUAUUCCAUCGUUACGGGAAUCCAUCACAACUGCCGUCAACUCUGAAGAAGGAUUAUCUUGCAUUUGCCGAACAUUUCGUGAGCAACUUCGCUCCCGAGAUUUUCAAGACAUACCUUCGCCAGGUCGAGUUACUCGUUCAGGGCCAGCAGUGGCUCUCCAAGAAAGCCCAGUAUCAUAUCUUUUCAUUCUUUACCGAAUGUGUCAAGCCGAAGUCUACCUGGGCAUUCCUGAAGCCACAUUUCCAAACACUUGUCUCUUCGUUUGUCUUCCCCCAGCUCUGCUUCACUUCUAUCAAGCAGGAACUUUGGGAGACAGAUCCGGUCGAUUAUGUCCGUACCGCAAUAGAUGAAUACGAAGACUUCGCGGCUCCCGUGUCUGCUGCGACGUCGUUCCUCUUCUCGCUAGCAAGUGCUAGGACUAAAACGACAUUUAUGCCGAUUUUGCAGUUCAUUAACUCAGUACUCGAAUCCAAUGCGGCACCCUCUCAGAAAUUCGGCGCACUCAAUAUGACUGCUGCCCUAGGCCCCUUCAUGAUGCGCCACCCGCAAGUGCGCCCUAACGUAGAGCAGUUUGUAGUUCAGCACGUCUUCCCUGAGUUCAACAGUUCGCUAGCAUAUAUGCGUUCAGUCGCCGUUGAAGUAAUCGGAACUAUCGAGAAGAACGAUAUGUACUGGUCUAAUGAGGCUAAUCUGGUCACUGCUUCAAGAGCUGUCGCCGCAGCGCUUGAUGAUCCCGAACUGCCUGUACGUGUACAGGCAGCAUUGUCUCUGACCGAAAUGGUCACUUCUCAUGAUUCUGUUGAAGCUGCUGUUCGACCUCAGGUCGGAAAGGUCAUUCAAGAUCUCUUGAAACUUUCCGACGAGACAGAUUUGGACAUCCUCAACAGCUCCAUGGAGACUAUGGUCGAGAAAUUCCAUGCUGAACUAUUACCCGUUGCUGGUCAAUUGACUGCACGACUUUGCGACUCUUACUUACGCCUAAUGCGCGAGAAUUUGGCCCAAGAAGUCACCGCGACGGACGAACAGGACGCUUUGGAAUCCAACAUCGGUGAUGAUGAUAAGACUUUCGCAGCGAUGGGUGUCGCAAAAACAAUUUCAACAAUUGUGGCGUCGGUGGACACUGCCCAAGACAUACUUGCUCAGGUCGAGGAGAUCGUUAUUCCCGUUAUUACCUUUACUUUGGAGAACAAGGCGAUCGACCUUUUCGAUAACAUGUACGACCUCGUCGAUGCACUUACCUUUAAUUUGCGUCGCAUCUCGCCAGCCAUGUGGACUGUGUUUGAGUUGACUUAUAAACUGUUUAAGUCGGACGCGAUUGACUUCUUAGAAGAGAUGCUGCCGUCUUUGGACAAUUUCAUUUCGUACGGAUCCGAUGUGAUCAAGCAACGGCCAGACUACAAGAUGAUGAUUCUUGACAUCUACACAACUGCGAUGAAGAGCGACCACCUUGGCGAGGCAGACCGUGUCAACGCUUGCAAGCUUAUCGAGUCAUUCUUGCUUAAUCUUCGUGGAACAGUGGACGAUGCUCUACCGGCUGUGAUCGAGCUGUCACUUGAGCAACUAGACAAAGAAACAUUUAUACGUGCAUUGCGUGUUGCAAAUCUCGAAUCAAUCAUCAACGCAAUUCUCUAUAACCCGUCCGCAGCACUGCAUAUAAUGGAGAACACGAAGCCUGGCGCAGCUCGCAAAGUCUUUGACAAGUGGUUCGCUGCUCUGAAGUCGCCCACUGGUCUACCGCGCGUGCAUGACAUGAAGUUAAGCAUUUUGACCAUGUGUGCACUCUUGGAAAUGGAGCCGUCCGCUAUUCCGGCAUCGCUUCAGGAUGGCUGGUCAGCUAUCGUAUCGGCCGUUAUUCACGUCUUACAAAAACUACCACAAGCCAUUGAGAAGCGUAAAGCGUUGGAAGACGCGUACGACGAGGCUGAGGAGUCAGAAGAUGAAAUCGACGAGGGCCAGCCACUCAACUUGGAAGAUGAUGAUGAUGACGAUGUCUGGGACGAAGAUUCUGAAUACAUCGAGAUGCUCGCGAAGGAGGGUGAACGUCUCCGAGAGAAAGCCAAUAGUGCUGUUGAUGUCAAUGGAGACGACGAGGCUGAAGAGUCUGAUGACGAAGAAGUCGACGAGGAACUCGGCUUCAUCAGUCCAUUGGAUACCGUUGAUCCAUAUUCGACUUUCAAGAAUGCACUAACAGCUUUCCAAAUGAAAAAUCCUGCUAUGUACCAGGCAGCUACGACGUCCCUUAAUAUCGAGCAACAGACUGCGCUCAUGGAGAUCAUGGCUAUUGCCGAGAAGAAUGCUUCUAGUUCUUCUGCUUCGUGAGCAACUUCGGUUGUCCGAGAUACGAGAAGAACGAUCAAAAUAUGAUAAGGCGGAAAGUCCGCACUGACGACCAUUCCCGAAGGAAUAUCGUUUUGUUUGUUUUAUGGCGUACGUUGAACGAUGGAUACAGUAACAUAGGAAUAACAUUGUUCUAAUAUUGCCCUGUUUCCCCUACCUCCUUAAUCUUUUCUGGCCCGAAAUGAGUGCAUGAUUUUGUCUAAAUAUGGAAACGAAUGUUGAAAUGAAC
Molecule: messenger RNA, 3463 nt
Organism: Fomitiporia mediterranea MF3/22
Lineage: Eukaryota; Fungi; Basidiomycota; Agaricomycetes; Hymenochaetales; Hymenochaetaceae
Product: ARM repeat-containing protein
Exons: 19
Coding region: 76-3216 (1046 amino acids)
Biological process (GO): protein import into nucleus
Cellular component (GO): cytosol; nuclear envelope
Molecular function (GO): small GTPase binding
Source: RefSeq, a predicted model, not a curated record